Amborella trichopoda is the source of this 438-nucleotide messenger RNA. Its product is annotated as F-box protein GID2. Gene Ontology annotation, molecular function: protein binding. Gene Ontology annotation, biological process: gibberellic acid mediated signaling pathway; regulation of gibberellic acid mediated signaling pathway. Gene Ontology annotation, cellular component: SCF ubiquitin ligase complex. The record is from RefSeq and is a predicted model, not a curated record. NCBI's taxonomy places the organism in Eukaryota, Viridiplantae, Streptophyta, Magnoliopsida, Amborellales, Amborellaceae.
AUGGUGAAGAUUAAGAGGUCAAAGUUCACAGAGGAAGACCAUGGGAGCUUUGAUCUGCUCAUAGGAGAUGACAGCAUGGAUUUGCUAGAGGAGAUUUUCAAGAAACUUGAUCCCAAAUCAUUGGGUAGAGCAAGUUGUGUGUCCAAAAGAUGGCGUGAAGCGGGAGCUAGCGAGCAUGUAUGGGAAGUAACAUUUCACAGACAUUGGGAGUCCUCAAGGUUCCCGGUGGAUCGACUGAGGUCCAUGAUUUUGGCUUUGGGUGGGUUUAGGCUCAUGUACAAGAGUUGCUUGCACCCCUUAAGAAGAAAGACGAGCUCAUGGAGAGCUUCUUCUGUUGAAGAUGAGAUAACUCUUUCCCUUUCUCUAUUUUCAGUGCACUACUUGAAAAGUUUGAAGAAUUCUUCUUCUGAUAUCCUCUCUGUGUCUUCACAGUUAUGA